CUAGGCAAUUUGAAGGAAAACACCUCGGCCUGUGAACGCGACCUCUUCGUGACGGAUCCGUAUGGCGACAAGCAAGCUUUAAAGCGCAAGAAAGGCGACCGUGCUACUGGGACCUGCGAGUGGAUACUCUGUACGAAAGAGCUUUUUGCCUGGCUUGGUUCUGGAAUGGCGGACGGUCCCCAGGGACAAGCGAACCAAGUCCUUUGGCUCCACGGAAACCCUGGAACGGGUAAAUCGAUCAUGGCUAUAUACCUCGCGGAAGAGCUACCGACAGCUUUAUUCAACAUGGAGGGGGACGAGGUGACGCUAGGCUACUUUUUCUGUGACUCUGGCUUUCACACACGGAGGACUGCAACCUCGAUCGUCCGAGGGCUUCUCUACCAGCUCAUUAGAAAGCACAAGAAGCUUCUCGAUUUCAUCUUGCUAGAGUACCGUUCACGUGGGGCUGAGCUUUUUACGUCGUUCGAUGCUCUCUGGAGUAUAUUUAUGGACAUGGUGGCAGACCAGAGUAUCGGUCGAAUAUACUGUAUCAUUAACGCGCUGGAUGAAUGCGACCAAGAAUCAAAACAGAUCCUGUUACAACAGCUUGAAGAAACCUUUCAGAGCCAAGAAACCUCGCCCAAUGUUCGAAUAUUAGUGACUAGCAGGCCAUAUCCGGAGAUACGCGAAAGUCUGGAGAUGUUCCCGAAUAAGGAUUUGGCUUCUUUUCCCGAGGGACAGGAGGACAUUGAUCUUUGCAUUGAGGAAAGACUGAAUUUCUUGGCCAAAAGAAAAAAGUACACCAAUAAGGUCAAAGAGCAAGUCCGCAAGAUUCUCCGAGACAAGGCUGAGGGCACUUUCCUCUGGGUUGGCUUGGCCUGUGAGGAACUGAAGGAUAUUCCUUCAAGCCGUGUUAUCAGUACUUUGCAAGACAUACCGAAAGGGCUUCAUGCAAUCUACAAGAAGCUUCUUGAGACGGCUUGGGCACAGAACGAGACCAGUGGCGAUGACCUCCAACGAUUCCUAAGCUACAUGGCUGUAAGUUCGCGACCACUGACCGUGGCGGAACUCUGUGAAGCAUGCCAAUUGUACGAGGAGGAAGAAGACUUUGAGACAAGAAUCCGAUUCACACACGACAAUAUCGAGUCCUGCCGCUUGAUGGUCGUCAUUCAGGAGGAAAAGGUUCUUCUAUUACACCAAUCAGUGAAGGACUACCUAGUUGGGGCUAGCUCGAGCUAUUUCAUCGAAGUGGCCGAGGCACAUGCCCGUCUUGCUUAUCGGUGUGUUGAUAUUCUCAUCGCGCAAUUCUACAGUACAUAUCAACUUCAUACUGGCUUUUUGGAUUAUGCAACCCUUGAAUGGCCUCAUCAUGCGCGUAUGUCUGGUUCAAAAUUCAAGGUUCAAUCUGAACAAGCGAAAUUCUUUCAACUUCUUUCUCCUUGUCGGGAUGCGUGGCUACAGAGAAUCAUUUCAGCAUCGGAGCUCUUGAGAUUUCCCACAAACUUCUCCGUAUUUCACGUAGCUGCACUGUGGGGCAUUGCUGCCCUAGUGGAUUAUGCCUCCGAGUUAGGAGCCCAAGGAAGCCAAAGAGAGGGUUCGAAUCAUGUCGUGCAUAUCAAUUGCUUAGAUGUUGAAGGGAGAACGCCCCUUGAAUAUGCAGCUGAGUCGGAUGAUGCGGAUUCUGUUGCUGCCCUUCUGAGCCGGGGAGGGACGGUUACUGCACAGACCGUCAUAGCUGCGGCCGAAAAUUGCAGCAAUGGGAAAGAAGUGAUGGAAAUUCUUAUCGACCGAUGUGGAGACCAGAUUAGUAUCACUGACGAGGUUUUGAAGGCUACGGCUCAAAACGAGAGGAAUGGAAAACAAGUAAUGGCACUUCUUCUCGACCGUCGUGGAGACGAAAUCACUAUCACCGAAGAGGUAGUGAUCGCUGCGGCUCAAAACGAGGAGAAUGGGAAAGAAGUGAUGGCACUUCUUCUCGACCGCCAUGGGGAUCAAAUCACUAUCACCGAAGAGGUAGUGAUCGCUGCGGCUCAAAACGAGGAGAAUGGGAAAGAAGUAGUGGCACUUCUUCUCGACCGUCGUGGAGACCAGAUCACUAUCACCAAUGAGGUAUUGAAGGCUGCAGCCGGAAAUUGGUUCAGAGGGAAAGAAGUGAUGGCACUUCUUCUCGACCAUCAUGAAGGCCAGAUCAGUAUCUCCAACGAGGUAUUAAUUGCUGCGGCUAGUAAUAUGGGGAAUGGGGCAGAAGUAAUCGCUCUCCUUCUCGAUCGUCAUAGAGACCAGAUCACUAUCGCCGAAGAGAUAGUAAAGUCCGCAGCCGGAAAUUGGUUCAAAGGGAAAGAAGUGAUUGCACUUCUUCUCAAUCAUCAUAGAGACCAGAUCACUAUCACCGACGAGGUUUUAAAGGCUGCGGCUGGAAAUAUAAGGAAUGGGAAAGAGGUAAUGGCACUACUUCUCGAUCGUUGUGGAGACCAGAUCACUAUCACCUACGAGGUGUUGAAGGCUGCGGCUGGAAAUAUGAUAAAUGGGAUCGAAAUAAUGGCACUUUUGGACCAAUACGGAGAUCGGAUCACUUUUACUGUUGACGCGAUGGAAGCCAAAGCCAAUUUUCUCAGUGAGGUCGAUAUUCAGAUGGUAUCGACCGAGGAGCUCGAAUUUGACGACUGA
Messenger RNA from Penicillium brasilianum, 2646 nucleotides. The record is from the annotation of a GenBank genome assembly. Lineage: Eukaryota; Fungi; Ascomycota; Eurotiomycetes; Eurotiales; Aspergillaceae.